AAGCUGGUAUUUUUCCACCCAGCAGGAUGGGUGAUGCUGAGAGCUGCCUGCUCAGACAACAGACACGCGAGGUCAGGAAGAAGCCGCUUAUAAAUUACUGCUUCCUCCGCGCCGCCGCCAGCGCCGAGCUCUGGGUCCUGGCCGCAGCCCGGCUCGCUGGUCAGCGUCGAGCCCCGAGGACCGCGAGCUCCGAGGCCGGGCCCCGCCGAGAGGGAACCCGAAGCGCAGACCCCGCGGGCCAGAGAUCGCGCCGGCGAGCAGUCCCUCGGCGCGCGGAACGGAGCUCGGCCGAGCGCAGCGCCGUGGCCGCCCCAGAAAGCGAGGAGGGCAUGGCCACCAAGGAGAAGUUGCAAUGUCUAAAAGACUUCCACAAGGACAUCCUGAAGCCGUCCCCCGGGAAGAGCCCGGGCACCCGGCCGGAGGAUGAGGCCGAGGGGAAGCCCCCGCAGCGGGAGAAGUGGGCCAGCAGGAUCGACUUCGUGCUCUCCGUGGCUGGCGGCUUCGUCGGCUUGGGCAACGUCUGGCGUUUUCCCUACCUCUGCUACAAAAACGGCGGAGGCGCAUUUCUCAUACCAUACUUCAUCUUCCUGUUUGGGGGCGGCCUGCCUGUGUUUUUCCUGGAGGUAAUCAUAGGCCAGUACACCUCUGAAGGGGGCAUCACCUGCUGGGAAAAGAUCUGCCCCUUGUUUGCUGGCAUCGGCUAUGCCUCCAUCGUGAUCGUGUCCCUCCUGAACAUAUACUACAUCAUCAUCCUCGCCUGGGCCAUGUACUACCUGUUCCAGUCCUUCCAGUCGGAGCUCCCCUGGGCCAAAUGCAACCACAGCUGGAACACACCCCACUGCCUAGAGGACACCUUGCGGAAGAACCGGAGCCUCUGGGUCUCCAAUAGCACCGCCAACUUCACCUCCCCUGUCAUCGAGUUCUGGGAGCGGCAGGUUCUGAGCCUGUCUUCCGGGAUUGACGAGCCGGGCGCGCUGAAGUGGGACCUCGCUCUCUGCCUCCUGCUCGUCUGGCUGGUCUGUUUCUUCUGCAUCUGGAAGGGCGUCAAGUCCACGGGCAAAGUCGUCUACUUCACGGCCACCUUCCCGUUCGCCAUGCUCCUGGUGCUCCUGGUCCGUGGGCUGACGCUGCCCGGCGCGGGCGCAGGCAUCAAGUUCUAUCUGUACCCCGACAUCAGCCGCCUGGAGGACCCAGAGGUGUGGAUCGAUGCCGGGACCCAGAUAUUCUUCUCCUACGCCAUCUGCCUGGGGGCCAUGACCUCGCUGGGGAGCUACAACAAGUACAAGUACAACUCAUACAGGGACUGUAUGCUGCUGGGAUGCCUGAACAGUGGUACCAGUUUUGUGUCUGGCUUCGCAAUUUUUUCCAUCCUGGGCUUCAUGGCACAAGAGCAAGGGGUGGACAUUGCCGAUGUGGCUGAGUCAGGUCCUGGCCUGGCCUUCAUCGCCUACCCGAAAGCCGUGACGAUGAUGCCGCUGCCCACGUUUUGGUCCAUCCUUUUUUUCAUUAUGCUUCUCUUGCUUGGACUGGAUAGCCAGUUCGUGGAAGUGGAAGGACAGAUCACGUCCUUGGUUGAUCUGCACCCAUCCUUGCUAAGGAAGGGUUUUCAUCGGGAGAUCUUCAUCGCCUCCAUAUGCUGCGUCAGCUACCUGCUGGGGCUGACCAUGGUGACGGAGGGCGGCAUGUACGUCUUUCAGCUCUUUGACUACUACGCAGCGAGCGGUGUAUGCCUCUUGUGGGUGGCGUUCUUUGAAUGUUUUGCUAUUGCCUGGAUAUAUGGCAGCGAUAACUUCUACGAUGGUAUUGAAGACAUGAUCGGCUACCGGCCGGGGCCCUGGAUGAAGUACUGCUGGGCCGUGGUCACCCCGCUUCUCUGUAUUGGAUGUUUUGUCUUCUCUCUCGUCAAGUAUGUACCCCUGACCUACAACAAAGUCUACACGUACCCCACCUGGGCCAUCGGGCUGGGCUGGUGCCUGGCCCUGUCCUCCAUGGUGUGCGUCCCCCUGGUCAUGGUGGUCCGCCUCGGCCAGACCGAAGGGCCCUUCCUCGUGAGACUCAAGUACCUGCUGACCCCGAGGGAGCCCAACCGCUGGGCCGUGGAGCGCGAGGGGGCCAUGCCCUACAGUUCACGCAUGGCCCUCAACAACACGCUCAGGAAACCCACCCACAUCAUCGUGGAGACCAUGAUGUGAGCGCUCUCCGGCGGACGGGCCGUUCUCCUGCUGUUUACUAACAUUAGAUUCUCAUAGGACCAGGUUUACAAAGCUUUAUAUUUGCACUAGGGUUUUUGUUUAUUUUUUCAAUUGUCACAGAAAAUGUUACUCUGUGUGUGUGUGUGUGUGUGAGCGUGUGCGCGUGUGGUGUUGUGUGUAUGUGUAUUUCCUUUUGAUCUGGGGAUGUUUUGUACAAAAAAGCAAACCCACGGGCAGCUGUCCGGGGCAAGGCAGAACUUUCAUACAGAAUCAGAUGUAUUUUAUGGGGACUUGGUAAAAUUUUCUUUGUAUUUUUUUUUACAUGUAACUAUGUACACACGUAGAGAUCGUCAAGCACUUUUACCACUUGAAUUGAUCUUGCCAGCAAUAGAUCUCGUUUUUAAAAGCAAUUCUUCGGUGCUUGUGCAACUGGCAGAAAGUUCUGCCCGCCCCCCCCCCCCCCCCCCGCCACCGACCAGAACCCUGGGUGGAAUUUUAAAGGUGUCGUACCCGCAGACCUGGUUCAAGUGAAGCAAACAGCUAUCUGGCCAGACCCCAAGGGGCUGGAGAGAGGAAGGCGCCUUGUGACGCUAUCUUAGCCAACAAGAGAGAUGCCCAAACCGUAAACCAACCCUCAAGAAAAGGGACUCAGAGUCCACAGUAGAGGCCCAACGGCGAAAGUCGGAUGCUAAGAGCGCCGGGGACCCCUGCAUCGGGAGGGUCCCUAUUAUUUCAGGAUUGAGGGUGGAUAGUCAGAAGGAUGAGAGUGAGAGGCGUCCUUCCCCGGGGUAUCCCCUCAAGCAAGUGGAGGCUGGCCCCGCAGGAACUGGGCAUCUCCAGGCUCCAGACCUCACAUAGAUGGGUCUGUUGCCUUAGAAGGGGGCUCCUAUCAGCUUCCGGCCGACCUCCCCAGCUGGCAUCUCUUGAAGCUGCCUGUUGGAGAAGCAUGAUGUAUUUGGUGAGGGUCGAGGGGUAAGCCAGUGGACCAAAGGAUGUGCGCCCAAGUGCCCCCGAGCAGGUGGGGGGCCUGGUGUCGGGCGAGGGGCUGCUCCUUCCCUCCUCACUCCACCCUCAGCUCCGGCCUCGUUUCCCAGAGGCUCUUGUUGAAGACCCUGGCCCAGGGUCACCCUGGUGCCCAGCAGGGAGCUCCAGGAGUGAGCUGUCAUUGGGGCGAGGUGCUCCCCAAACUCUCCUGCGAGUUCAGGCACAGGUGCAACCCACGCGGGUCACCUGGGAGCUAAGGUGUCGCUUUUGCCCCCUCCCCUACAAAAGCUGGGGUCAGGCGUGCAGUGGGUGGGGACCGCAGGCAGAAGCUGAGUCAGGGCAGGCACCCUGGAAACGGGUGUCCCUCUCUGAACCAGGACAGAAGGCACCCCACCUUUAGAAUCCCGCCCAGCCCGCAUCUGGACCUCAACUGUGCCAUUUAAACAGACACUUCCAAGCCCAGAGUCUAAAGUAAACCGAACCAUCAUCCCAUACAAAGGGCAGUGAUCGCCUCCGGGGCUGUGGAGCGCGGUCCCGCUCCGCGUUCAGAGCAGGGGUUCUAUGAACCCUGGGACCCCCCCUCCCCAAACCCAGGCAGGGGUGGGGCCUCAGGUGUCGCCUUCCCAGGGGGCAGAGGUGACUCUGAACCUCCCAUCUUUGGUGUGUGGUUGCAGUCCCGUCUCCAUGGCGAUACUCUGCCAAACAACACCCCACCCUAUUCCAAACCGUCAGCAAGUCUACGUUCCCAUCUCACUGUGUAUUUAUGGUUGCCACUGUGUCUGAUUUGCUGGUGUUGUUUUUGUUUUUUCCCAGUUUUAUUGAGUAGCAAUGUGACCUCUUCUUUGUCUUAUGGAGCUUUAGUAAACUAACCACUGUCAGUGACUGGGGACAGGUCACGUGCAGGGGCUCAGGGGGGCCCCGGACCCCGGUGAAAGGCCACAGCAUUUCGGGAUGGUUGGCAAAUCGCAACAUUCUGGAAAUGGCCCGGAAACGGCCCCUUCUUCUACGAUUCCCAGACCAAAUUCUAGACCAAAGACACACGCAGACCAAGCCUCCAGGCCCCGCCUGGAAGGAAGGUCAGCCACUCUCCCAAACCGGGUCCUCGCCCAUCUCCGGGCACCUGUCCCCAGUCACCAGCCCCCGCCUGACCCCCCAGCUCCUGUGUAUCCAUAGAACUCGGCUCUGCGAGUACCUUAUGUAAUGACGUGUGCCUCUGAUGUCUCCGCAUAAAGGAAACUUGUCAUUGGAGCUCACGACUGGUUCGCCUGUCUCUGGGCAGGCCCCCUGCCUGCGCUCUACCUGGGACGGAAUUCUGAUGUUUGCAGCCAGAUUUGGAAGGGAGGCAAGAGGGAGGCUUAAAGGAUGUUUCUAGGGUGCAGAAAUGGGGCAGGGCCCCAGGACGGUCUCACCCGGGGAGAUGUUUCAUGGAGCUGGGCCUGGGCCCUGUUCGCCCCUGCGGUCCCCAGUGAUGGAGAGGCUUCCUGGGUCUCCCAGUCAGCGCCCUCAUUGGCAAAGGGGCAUGUUCGCCUUGAAGACCAAAGACCAGCCUUAUGGCAAAGGGCAUGCUCCGUCCCCAGAGUCCAGGGACCCUGUGAGCGCCCUCAGGGGCCGGCUGGACCCCAAGCUGCAGCUCAGUGGGACAGGCAGCCCCGGCCCCCGGCCCCCCACCCAGCAGGCCUCUGGGAGCCAGGCGUUGAGAGCAGGGAUGCAGGAGAUGGCAGGAUCUAGCCUGAGGCCACGUGGGACAUCCAAAGCCAUCACAGAGCGGCCUCAGGUGGUUUCUGGGCCCUGGGCAGCUCCCUCUGCAAAGCCUCUGGUCCCACAUUCUCUCCCCAGGUCCCCAAGACGGUGGAGGGGACAGUGUAAGGGGAGCGGGGGUCCUACUCAGCCUGGCCCAGAGUGUCCCCGUGUCCCCAGGUGCCACACAGCGGUCAGGGGCCCAGCCAGCAUCUCUCAGCGCUACCCCCCACCAUUCCUCCCCACCCCCAGGCCUCAGAGACUGGCCAGGAAAGAACCCAAGAAAGGAACCCCCCUCGAGGCAGCCAGAGGCCCCAUCCAGCCCUCAGACCCAAGGUCUGGGGAACCAGGCCGUCCACGUGGACGCCGCGAAUAUCACUGUGCAAAAAUCCCAACAAGCACAAAACAACGAAGUCAGGCAUCGAACUCGGAGAGGGGUGUGGACGCCCCGGAGCCAGGGGGCAGCCUUUGUCCCUGGGUCGGCCUCUCCACGGGUGUCGCUGCAGACACGUUCUGCCCUGUUCCCUGGGGUGGGGGGCUGAAGCAUCUUAUUAUAUAUUUGACUUCAAACUGAGAUGUCGGCUUCAUUUUUUUUUUCACCCAAUUAAUUUUCAAAUCCCUAGCAACUGUGACUGUAUUUAGCACGAGAGAAAGCUGAGAACAUAGGUCUUUGCCUCCUUCCAGAAAUGUCUGGUUCAUCAGGACAUUUUUUGAAACUUCAAACUAUUUUUUAAGAUAUUUUAAACUUUUGUAAAAGAAAAAAAAAUAUAUCAAGCAACAAGAGACUCUUCUGAGGAGCAUUUGUAAUUGAAUAAGAUCCUUGGUGUGUAAUUCAGUCUCGCUGUAUACAAGCUUUUGUGUAUAAAUGUUUUCUGAUACGAAUCCCUGUAUUUUGCAGGGUGUUUCUUUUCCUCUUUGGCUUUUUAGAUAAAUAUGUAUAUCAAUAUUUUAAAUUCAUCUUUGCUUUUUUUUUUUUUAGAGGAGUUUGUAAUCACGUUAUAACAUGAAAAUAAAAUUUCCUUUUAAAAUC
This is a messenger RNA of Cervus elaphus (red deer), 5943 nucleotides long. RefSeq names its product solute carrier family 6 member 6 (gene SLC6A6). Gene Ontology annotation, cellular component: plasma membrane. Lineage: Eukaryota; Metazoa; Chordata; Mammalia; Artiodactyla; Cervidae. Gene Ontology annotation, molecular function: taurine:sodium symporter activity. The record is from RefSeq and is a predicted model, not a curated record. Gene Ontology annotation, biological process: neurotransmitter transport; sodium ion transmembrane transport; taurine transmembrane transport. The transcript is spliced from 14 exons. Bases 27 to 2192 code for a protein of 721 amino acids.